This is a messenger RNA of Tyto alba (common barn owl), 4331 nucleotides long. RefSeq names its product zinc finger and BTB domain containing 6 (gene ZBTB6). The record is from RefSeq and is a predicted model, not a curated record. Lineage: Eukaryota; Metazoa; Chordata; Aves; Strigiformes; Tytonidae. Gene Ontology annotation, biological process: regulation of transcription by RNA polymerase II. The transcript has 2 exons. The coding region runs from base 79 to 1362 and encodes 427 amino acids. Gene Ontology annotation, molecular function: protein binding; DNA-binding transcription factor activity, RNA polymerase II-specific; RNA polymerase II cis-regulatory region sequence-specific DNA binding.
CUUCCGGGGCGCUGCGGUACCGGCGGCGGAGCACGCACCGGCUGCAGGGACCGGCCGGGCCGUGGCCGGAACGGCGCCAUGGCGGCGGACUCGGAGGUGCUGCACUUCCAGUUCGAGCAGCAAGGGGAUGCCGUGCUGCAGAAGAUGAACCUCCUGCGGCAGCAGAACCUCUUCUGCGACGUCUCCAUUUACAUCAACGACACGGAGUUCCAGGGGCACAAGGUGAUCUUCGCCGCCUGCUCCACCUUCAUGAGGGAUCAGUUCCUGCUCAAUCAGUCCAGGCAGGUGCGGAUCACCAUCCUGCAGAGCGCCGAGGUGGGCAGAAAGCUGCUGCUGUCUUGUUACACGGGGGCUCUGGAAGUCAAAAAGAAGGAGCUGCUGAAGUACCUCACCGCCGCGAGUUAUCUCCAGAUGGUUCACAUUGUGGAGAAGUGUACGGAAGCUUUGUCGAAAUACUUGGAAAUCGACGCUUCCAUGGAGAACAGUAAUCAGGCUGCGGAGAGGUGUCAUUCCUCAGACGCCAAACUGAGAAACGGGGAUGAGGUUUUAGAUAAAGAUUGUGAGAUCAUUGAGAUCUCGGAAGACAGCCCAGUGAAUGUAGAAUACCCUGUGAAACAGGAGAACGGGGACACCUCGCGGCCUGCAGUGCAGAGCUUGAUCUUGGAAAGAAAGGACACAAAAACCCCAGAAAUAUCAACAGUUGAAAUCGGAUAUAAGGAUGACGAAAUCUGUAUCUUCAGAAUGGAUUCUAUGAGUGUGGCGAAUGUAGAAAAUGACCAUUAUCCUCAGCCUUGCACUUCCUCUAAAACAAAUUUAUACUUUCCAGAAACCCAGCACUCCUUGAUAAAUUCUACAGUUGAAAGCAGAAACACAGAAAUGUCAGGAAACCACUUUCAGACUUUUGUCAGUGACAAUCCAGAAGGAACUUCUAGUCUGGUGAAUGGGUUUCAGAACCUGGAUGAUUCUGGCAAUUCAUGGCGGCACCAGUGUCCCAAGUGUCCGAGGGGAUUUCUACAUCUGGAGAACUACCUUAGACAUCUAAAAAUGCACAAACUCUUCUUGUGUUUGCAGUGUGGCAAAACAUUUACGCAAAAAAAGAAUCUCAACAGACACAUUCGGGGGCACAUGGGUAUCCGCCCCUUCCAGUGCAUGGUGUGCUUGAAGACCUUCACUGCCAAAAGUACGCUUCAGGAUCACCUGAACAUACACAGCGGUGACAGGCCCUACAAGUGUCACUGCUGCGACAUGGACUUUAAACACAAAUCUGCUCUUAAAAAGCAUUUAACUUCUGUUCAUGGCAGGAAUAGCAGUGACAAAACAAACCUGAACGCUAUUACAAAAGUUAAAAUAGACUAUGAUUAACAGGUGGGUGGAUGUGGAGCCAGGCUCCACAGAAAGCUCCUGGCUAGUGAAAUUCUAGACGAAAUUCUAGAUACAGAUCCCCAUGUAAUGGAGAGAAGCACAAGUACGCGGCUGGUGAUCAGAGACAGGCCUCGAGCAGCAAACUUGCCUGCUGCGUUAAUGUUGCUAUUGCUGUAAGAACAGAAAAGGUGUUUACUAGUUGAAAGUAAACUGCAAAACACCGGCAAUUAUUUCAUGCUUCUCUUCUAUUAUUCUGGACGCAUUCUGAUUGUCCCCCCCUGCCCCUCCGAUUACCUUUUACACUCCCCUGUUUGAAGGACAGACACUGCCGAUUUUCAAACUGUUACUGAUACUGCAAUAAGCUGAAGCCUGAGCCAUGACGUUCCUGAUCUAUAACGGCUAAGGGAAGGGAUGUUUGUAUUUAUUCAGUGAGCCAGUCAUUCCCACACAGUUCAUGUACCACUUACGGUGAAACCAUCUCCUUACGUGCCCAAACUUUGCUAGAUCUUUCAACAGAAAGAAGGCAUGUUUUCAUACUCAAGUCUGUGAUGUUUAAGAAAGAACACACAACAAACAAAAAAUAAUCAAGGAAGCUUUCAAAUUGCCUCUUGCAAAUAGAGAAUUGGUAAAAGAGAUAGAAACAAACAGUAUUGUCUUGCAGUUCAUUUUAAACUGAAUAGUCUCAUUAGAAGGACUUGCUUUCAGUUUUAUGAACGAGUUCUGAAUUCUUCUAAACUUCUUUCCUCCGAUCAUUUUUUUCUGUCAUACCAAUGUUUUGCACCUGUAUUUCACUAAUUCUGAUUAAGUUAGUCCUGUUUGUUGAGUUGUAACAUUUGCCUUAAUUUUUUACAAAUUUUAGAUACGUACAAUAAUGUGAAAAAUUAAGCCGUGUGCUGUUACAUAAUAGCAGUUUCUACGUUAAUUUGAAAACCAAUCCUUUCUGUCUUAUUAGGAGUGGCUUAAACAUAGAGGUCUCAUACUCUAAUUCUGUGAUACAGUAAAACAGUAAAUACGUGUGUUUGGAUAGGAGUGUUUGUGCAUUGUCAAAGGUCAUUUCAGUUUCAUCACAACCAUCGGAAGCCCUGUAACGCAGAAUCUUUAUCCCGUACCCGUCUUUGACUGGUAUAUGUCUUUUCCACUUAAUGUUAUAUGAAUAAAGAGUCAAAUCAGUUGUUAAUAUGAGAUAAUGUUACUUACAUUAGAUUCUCUUCCAUUAGCAAAAAGCAGUAGUUCUUAAUCUUGUCUGUAUCACCAGGAUACAAUUUCUUUCAAGUUUCAGAAGUGCUGCUAUGAAGUUCUUGCUCCGAGUCCAGAAGUCUAGCCCAUGUGCUCCAUAACCUGGCUGGCUUUAAAAUACAAGACAAUAGUUUUUAAUGUCAGUUAACGGGUUUCACAUAUGUUCCUUCCAUGUGUCUGUGAGUGCACCAGCCAUUGCUUGGGGUUUUAUUUAUCACCUACGUGAGGGGUUAGGUGUGUACAAUAUCUACCGUGCCGUUUCUUACUAUUAUCUGUAACAGGCAUGGUCUGCUGUGCCAGCCUUAUUACUGUCUUCAUUUCUUAGAAAUUUCAGUUGGAGAGUUUAUAAAAACUUGUUUCAUGAGUGUUUUUUUAAGCUCUUCAUCUGAUAUUAACAACACUGAAAGUACGUAUUAGUUGAUUGCAGCAAUAUUUGCAGGUCCCAGUUCACACUCGGCCUUGUGGUAGCCAGCACAUGUCUCCCUCAAAAACCCUGUAGUCAAAAUAGGCAAGUCGUGUGUUCUGAAGCUGAGCACACCACUAGCACUGCAUUCCUCCAAAAAUUCACAGAAAUGUCUGACUUUACAUAGACAGUUGACUUGUGAAGGGCUGCAUUAUAUUGGAUCUCUGGAAAGGCGUGCAUGCCAAGCCUGCAUACCAGGGUGUCCCUGUGAAUAAUGACAGGAAUGACACCCCCGGAGUAAGUAGCUCAUGUAACUGGGAGUUAAAGUCACCUGGUUUAUACAGUACUUUAAGGAUAAGGCCCAACCUUUCACCAUCUCUGCUGUUAUUUCAUUUGCAAUUUUAGUUGAUCAUUUGCUUUAUUUUGGUGAUUUUUAUAGUAAUUGUCACAGCAAUUACUGUAGUUAAAAGGUUUGGGAGUCAUUUGUGGUGCAGCCACCUGACAUUUUGCAAAAAAAUUGCAUUUUAUAGCACAGUCUUCUGUUUGCAUUCAGUAGUCUGUCACUAUUUGCAGCCUUUUUGACUUUGUGAUAAGUAUUGUUUGCUUGGUUUUCACAGAAUACCAUUAAUUUUUGGUUCCCAAUUGCAUAAAAAUUGUCUUGUUUUCAAAAGCAUGCUAAUACCUGCACUUGCCCUGACUCUAUGUACAGAUGUUAACUUGGGUAUACGUACAGGUUUGUGUGUAGCUUUUUCAUUUGUGUCUACAGACUUACUUAAAAUAAAUUCUUUCAUCGUUGGAAGAGGUCAUAAAACAAGGAAAAAGUUUACUUCCCUACCCCUAUCCUUUUUACAUUGGGCUGCUAUUACUGUAGUUCAGUAAAUAAAUGUAUUGUGUAUUUAUGGGACAGAUUUGGUUCAACUGUGCUUAAAUUUGUUCAGUUGAUAGGCAUUUUUAGCAGGUGUAUGAUUAUCAUUGGUAACACUUCAAAAGAUCGUUCCUUGGUUUUUGUUCGAUUGUUUUUUAUAGGUGUAUGCUGGGGUAUUUCCCUGCGUGUCAAGAGGGAAUGGGAGGCUGAUCUUUUGAAGUGCAUCUUCUGUGGGUGCAGGAUUGCAAGUUAUUUUGGUUUGCUCUUGUAUUGCAUGUAAACACGAGAGGGAGUUGUGUUGUGUGAUGGGCCAACAGCAUGUUCUCUUCAGUGGCUAGAGUGUCUUGGUAAGCUUUGUGAACAAAAACUGAUUUUGUGCACAUGUUCACAUUAAAAGUGUUUCCUCUCCCCUUUGCAUACAUGUAACCACUCAUCCUGUCAACACAAUAAAUUAAAUGCAAACAA